AUGAACGACAAGGCUCCCCAGAAUGGCUCUACUGCUGCCGUUAAAGCAGCUUCUACAAACCAAACGGAAUCACAUAUUCCCCAGGACAUAGCCGCCGAUGAUACCAUGCCUGGGAACGGUUCCCAUCAGCCGAAAGCUGCCGAUAUCACAACUAUCCUACAUCAGGUCGCUGGACCUGCGAGUAUUCCUACAGCACGACCUCAACUGAGGAACCAAGAGAUAACGGCAGAGAAUGCCCAGAGCUUUUUUGUGUCAGAUGCUCUUGUUUUUAUUGGAAGUCUCGAUAAGCGGUUUGGUGACGCUGCCCUGACAAAAGGCUCCCAUGAUGCGAUGGACAAAUACGGUAGAUGUUACAUUCAGAUCAAAAAAACCCAGGAGAAUAUGCCAUAUGGGUUUGUACAAUACGAGACCGUCGAGGCAGCCGAAGCCGCGUUGACGAGCAAAGAUAAGAUUUUCAUUUGCGGCAGGGAAGCGCGACUGGAGAAGGGAGGUGCUUCCAGCACUGCCCACAUCGGUUACUGCAACGGACGUCUCAUCACGAUCCCAGAUAUUGAGAAACUGCUGCACGACUUCGGUCACCUCAAAGAAGUUCACAUAAUCAGAGCCGAUCCUAGCUCAGACCGGAAUACUAAUUACGGUGUCGUCAACUUUACCUUCUACGGUGACUUCGCCAACGCAGUUGCAGUCUUUAAAGCAAACAGGGAGGUCUACCUCCACAAAGCGCCCAAACCAGCAUCCAUGGAUAACAACAACACCAACACCAGACAGCAUCGCGGCUGGAACUCCCCAACUGUCCCCUCUCGAGGGAAUUACGGCCGCGCGAAGUCCAACCGCCAGUGGCCCAGCAAUGGUCACGGAAACGGCAAUGGAAAUGGUGGCAACGGGGCAAACAAUGGCAGAGGGGGCUAUCGCAAUGUCUCCAGCCACAGGAGCUCCUUCUCGAGCCAAAACACCAAUCAAAGUUACAACGGCCAGAACUUCCCAUCUCGCACUCCCCCUCCUCAUCAAUACAACGGAGGCAACCAGCACGGCCCCGGCUACUCUGGCGGAAAUACCUUUAACCAAGGAUAUAAUCCCAGGCUCUCCCCAACAAUCGCAAACUUCCCCCAGGGCCAUGUUAUUAACAAUCCCCCUCAGGCCUUCCCACAAGGAUACCCGCCUGUUGGCCUCUUCCCCGGUGCACCCAUGUUCAUCAACCAAGCUGUUGAGGGUCCACCCGUUCUCGACUAUGCUGGUAUGGUAGGCCCUGGGCUUCCUGUGUACUUGCCGGGACCAUACCCUCCAGGUUCCCUUCCUCCCAUGAUGGCGCAGCCCCAGCCGGCCAUCUAUGCUCCGAUGUCUCCGUAUGCCGUCGGUCUUGAUCCAUACCGUGCACCGCCUCGCCCCAAUGAGCCUUUGAUUGUUUCCAGUCAGCCCCAGUAUGACACCGACAACCACAAGGAACUUUACUAUUAUCCUCCUAACCAGAGAUCUAGUGGAAUGGCCCAACCCUGGUUCGAUCCCGCGAACCCGUAUUAUAUGCAGCAGGAAUACAACCAGCAUCCUACUCACGCGGAUUACCAAUACGGCCAGCAGAUGAUGGACCCGUCUUACCCAGCAGGAUACCCUGAUGCGUCGGCAUACGAUCCCACACAAGGUCAAGCUCGAGUGGCAUCGGCUGGAUCACAAGAGACCGAGAGAGGACGUCAUUAUCAGGGUCAUCACGCGAUGGGCGAUGGUGGCUCAGACACACCCCCAGCUGUCCCAAACAACCCACCAAGUGAGCUCGCCGUUGCGGCCGACAGUACUCAGACGGGAAACAGCAGCUUGACUCAUGCGGAAGAGCCCAUCGAAGCCCAUCGUGUGCUCAAUGAGCCUGAGAAUGACCCAAAGAAUGCCAAGUCCAAGCAGGUUGAGUCUACGGUUCCUGAGCCCACCGAUGCGUCUCAGAUCCGGGAAGAGCCACCGAAGGAAACAUCCAGUGAGAUCCAGAAUGGCGACACUGAGCAUGAAAAAUCAGAGUUGACUGAGAUCGAGCACUUGAGAAUUGAGAGGAAGAGCUCAGCAAGCAACUCAACAUCCGACGAAGCAUCCGGCAUCCACACACCAGAGAGCGACAGUGAUCAGCCACGGGAGCGUGCGACUGUCAGCACUGCGCCUCGGGAUAUUUCGCCGUCUACAGUGAUUGCACAGCCAGUGGUCGAGUCACAAUCUUCAAGCGACCCCUUGUCUGCUACUGAGUCUACUCCUACCAAGAUUGACAAAGGCAAAUCUCCUGCCAAGUCCUUUGCUAUAGCUGACCCUGCUACGCCCGGGGUUAUAGAGGCCAAAUCCUCGCUCCCCCAACGCAACAAGCCCAAGCACCAAAAUCCCAAGCCUGAAGUAAGGCGAGAACCAGCACAAUUCUCCGGUCGAACUAUUGAGCAGCAUACGCGCGAAAUGUACGCCCAGAUGGUCGGGGAGGACUCUGACUUCGGGUUCAAAGAAGUUGGAAGGUUCUUUCAAGAAGCAGUCCAAGAACUCGAGGAAGAGCUUCACUCGAAAGAGCCCGAAAAGGCAGGCCCCAGCUCUCAGGGUCGCAGUGACAACGAGCCCAGGGAAUAG
Molecule: messenger RNA, 2583 nt
Organism: Penicillium brevicompactum
Lineage: Eukaryota; Fungi; Ascomycota; Eurotiomycetes; Eurotiales; Aspergillaceae
Exons: 5
Coding region: 1-2583 (860 amino acids)
Molecular function (GO): RNA binding
Source: RefSeq, a predicted model, not a curated record